AUGGGUUUCUUAGGCGUAACUGGUGCAUUUGCACUAGUGUAUGUCACUGCACGUUUCGCUUCGUUUCUCUAUCGACUUCUUUGUCCAGUGAAACUCAAUAUACGAAAAUUUGGUGAAUGGGCAUUGGUUACCGGUUGCACAGAUGGUAUUGGUAGAGCAUAUGCCAUUGAGUUAGCUAAACGAGGAAUGAGCGUGAUUUUAAUUAGUCGAACAAAGGAAAAAUUAGAACAAGUAGCGAAAGAAAUCCAUAGCAAAAAUGCCAAUGUACAAACGAAAACUAUCGCUGUUGAUUUCACCAAAGAUAACUCGAUCUAUUCAACCAUUCGUGAGGAAAUUCGCGGUUUGGACAUUGGUGUCUUAGUUAACAAUGUUGGAAUGUCGUAUGAUUAUCCGGAAUUUUUUGAUAAAGUAGAAGACAGUGCAAAAUUAGUGAACAAUAUGAUUCGAUGCAAUGUGGAUUCCGUUGCCUAUCUCACUCAGAUGAUCUUGCCAGAUAUGCUACAGAAACAUCGUGGUCUUAUCGUUAACCUAUCGAGUGUCUCCGGCCGACGACCUGUACCUUUAUUAGGUCUCUAUUCUGGCACAAAAGGCUUUGUCGAUUUAUUUUCCAGAUCAUUAGCUGCGGAAUGUGCAUCACGUGGUGUAUUGAUUCAAUCAUUAUGUCCUGGUUUUGUAGUUAGUAAAUUAUCUGGUAUUCGCAAGCCAUCUUUAUUUUCUCCAACGCCCGAACAAUUUGCAUCGAGUGCUAUUGAUCGUAUUUCACUUCCAUUUACAACCGGUUACUGGGCACAUGAUCUUCAAGAUUUUGGUCAAUCACUCUUACCGGAGUUUCUUUCCAACAAAGUGACAAUGUAUGUUCUAGGUGGCGUUCGUGCUCGAGCAUUGAAGAAGCGCAAUCGUGCACAAUAA
Adineta ricciae is the source of this 909-nucleotide messenger RNA. The record is from the annotation of a GenBank genome assembly. NCBI's taxonomy places the organism in Eukaryota, Metazoa, Rotifera, Eurotatoria, Adinetida, Adinetidae.